This is a messenger RNA of Verruconis gallopava, 453 nucleotides long. RefSeq lists its product as uncharacterized. Bases 1 to 453 code for a protein of 150 amino acids. The record is from RefSeq and is a predicted model, not a curated record. The transcript has 2 exons. NCBI's taxonomy places the organism in Eukaryota, Fungi, Ascomycota, Dothideomycetes, Venturiales, Sympoventuriaceae.
AUGCGCUUCGCUCUCCUUGCCGUGUUUGCUUUUGCAGUCUCGACCCUGGCAGCGCCUCCAUCAGAGGUAGAUGCGGCAGCGGCAGCCGCCGACAGCAAAGCCAUCGCAGUCAAGGAACGCGCCGCCUCGCUCGACGCCCCUGUCCUGGACGAGCUCAUCGAAGCGUCCGAGGUGGAAAAACGCACGGCGAACCUGUCCCCGAUGAACAACGUCAAGAAGGGACUGCUUCCGCGCGACUGCACUGCGGGCUGCAAGUGCGCAAAGGGGCUCAAGCCGGGCCUGUACUGCGGAUAUUGCACGUCUCCGCACAACGCAGUCAUCUCGUGCACAGCGGCGAACGAGGGCGACUGCUUCGACAAGGUCUACCAGUGCAACAGCUCCGGUGGGUGCUGUGUGUACGGGUACCGGAAGAGCUGUGCGCAGCGAAAGGGUCCUUGCAACGGCGAGGACUAG